AUGCCUCCAGCCACGGAAAACCCCUCUGCUGACAGUGUGUCGAUCUGGGAACAGGCCUAUCACAACGCGUGGCGUCACUUCCAAACCUGCAUUGUGGAGGUACUCAACAGGCUACGCUGGCGCAACCCAUCCCCCGAGAAUCGCCAAACGACCAUUGAAAAGCUAGGUCGACUUCCAAUUAAGGUGGAAAAUAUCCAAAGCACAGGACAGGCCAUGUUUGAGCAUGAUCCAGGCUCUCAGACUGUGCGAGAGAAGGCUCUUACUUACUUCGCCACCGAUUUCAUCCGGGACUGCCUCGAGCUCCAUUUCAAGCUGAAUAUGUUGGCAUGGAGGCUCAUGAAUCACCCGGGGAGUGUUAGGACAGUUUAUAAUCGUCUUCUCAGGCUGCUGGACUCUAUCAAGGAUCGGGUGCCGGACUGA
Messenger RNA from Penicillium concentricum, 420 nucleotides. RefSeq lists its product as uncharacterized. The record is from RefSeq and is a predicted model, not a curated record. Bases 1 to 420 code for a protein of 139 amino acids. NCBI's taxonomy places the organism in Eukaryota, Fungi, Ascomycota, Eurotiomycetes, Eurotiales, Aspergillaceae. The transcript has a single exon.